Molecule: messenger RNA, 6070 nt
Organism: Phasianus colchicus (ring-necked pheasant)
Lineage: Eukaryota; Metazoa; Chordata; Aves; Galliformes; Phasianidae
Gene: FBXO32
Product: F-box protein 32
Biological process (GO): protein ubiquitination
Cellular component (GO): nucleus; SCF ubiquitin ligase complex; cytoplasm
Molecular function (GO): protein binding
Source: RefSeq, a predicted model, not a curated record
GCGGCGGCGGGGCCGGGCCAGCACCGCGCUUCCGGCAACACUCCGCGCGCCGCCCAUAAAUAACGCGGAGCGGCGCGGCGCCCGCAGCCCUGCCGCCGAGGCGCGCAUCGCACCGAUCCGCUCUGCCGUUUUAGCACCGCUCCCAGCCCGCCGCCGCCAUGCCGUUCCUCGGGCAGGACUGGCGCUCCCCUGGGCAGAGCUGGGUGAAGACGGCCGAUGGUUGGACGCGCUUCCUCGAUGAGAAGAGCGGCGGUUUCGUCGGCGACCUCAGCAGCUUUUGUAAGAAGGAAGAUCACAACAAAGAGAAUCUCUUCAACAGCCUCAACUAUGAUGUUGCUGCCAAGAAGAGGAAAAAAGACCUACUGAAUAACAAAGCCAAGAUUCAGUAUUUUCAUCAAGAAAAGUGGAUCUAUGUUCACAAGGGGAGCACAAAAGAGCGCCAUGGUUACUGUACCUUGGGAGAAGCCUUCAACAGACUUGACUUCUCCAGUGCUAUCCUGGACUCCCGGCGAUUCAACUAUGUUGUAAGGCUGUUGGAGCUGAUAGCAAAGUCUCAGCUGACGUCACUGAGUGGCAUUGCCCAGAAAAACUACAUGAACAUUUUGGAAAAAGUGGUGCAGAAAGUCCUUGAAGACCAGCAGAACAUCAGGCUAAUACGGGAAUUGCUGCAGACCCUCUACACAUCCCUCUGCACUUUGGUUCAACGGGUUGGCAAGUCUGUCCUUGUAGGAAACAUCAACAUGUGGGUGCACAGGAUGGAGACUAUUCUCCACUGGCAGCAGCAACUGAACAACAUUCAAAUCACCAGGCCUGCCUUUAAAGGAACUACCUUCACAGACCUGCCAUUGUGUUUACAAUUGAACAUCAUGCAGCGACUGAGUGAUGGGAGGGACCUGGUUAGCCUUGGUCAAGUGGCUCCUGACCUGCAAGUGCUCAGUGAAGACCGGCUGCUGUGGAAGAAACUCUGCCAGUACCACUUCACAGACAGACAGAUUCGCAAACGGCUAAUCCUAUCUGACAAGGGACAGCUGGAUUGGAAAAAGAUGUACUUCAAGCUCAUAAGGUGUUACCCACGAAAGGAGCAGUACGGUGACACACUGCAGCUGUGCAGGCACUGCCACAUCCUCUCUUGGAAGGGUACUGAUCACCCUUGCACAGCCAACAACCCAGAGACCUGCUCCACCUCUCUUUCACCUCAAGACUUCAUCAACCUGUUCAGAUUCUGAACUUGAGUCACCACAGCUUAACUGAUUCUUACAGGACACUUUAUGCCACUGAGCUUGGACACUCCGUUUGUAAAUAGUGUAAAUAUUCAUGUUUGUGUGAAGCUCCUGAGUCAAGGAACAAGAGGUUAUUGGAGAUGAAAGGUGAAAUUGCUCACUGACGCUCAGCACUUAAGGAAUACAGACUUCCAUAGGACUGAUGUAUAAAAUGCAGAUGUUGUACAGAGUCCCUUUUUUUAUGAUCAGAGUACAAGAUACAGGGCAAAACCUUCAUUUGUGUUUUUAAAAGUUAAAAAUGAAUUUGCCCCACAACCAUUGAGAACUCUCUUGAUUCAUUUCUAAUAAUUGAGAGAAAGCAAUAUGAGGCUAGGACUGUUGGACUGCUUCUCCAUCUGGUUUUAUUUAGCAUGCAUAUUUAUAAAUAUGACGUUUUAAAAGUAUUUAUGAAAAAUAUCCCUGUGACAAGUUUAGUAAUACUUUUUUUUAAAAAAGGAGACAUUCUGAAAGACUUAGCAUAGAACUCUAGCCUACUUACAAAAGAAUCGCACCAUACCACUUUCUACCUCUAACAAAUUGAGUACCUUUCAAACAAAAAUCCAGUGUAAAAUGUGAACUUUUGUAUUUUGUACAAUGAUUUAAAGGGAAAUGUUUGUGACAGUAAGCAUCUUUUCUCACAUUAAUGCUUACCUCUUUAUGUUAGUUUUCUUGCUCUACUCAGUGCUUGAAUGCCUAGAUGAUAGGCACUAUAUAAAUACCUAAGACUUUACUCCGUCCUCUUUUAAUUUGUUGGCUUUAUGAAAGAUCAAGUAAAAGGGAAGAGAAGCCAUAAGGAUGAAGAUUAUCCAAAAGGGAGGAAGUUCCAUUAUAAACAAAGGAUUGAGUUUAAUCUUGCAAGGUAAAUUCAUAUCAACUCCACUGGGUUAAAUUGCACUGGAUGAAAUCCCAGAUGUGGUUAGAAUCUGGUUCAAGUCCGUGUCCUCCUAGUUUUCCAACAUAUAUGCUGCUCUAUAUUCUGCUGUCAAGUGAAUUAAAUCAUCUUAGAGCUGGUUGUUUGUAGGGAGAACAGGGCCAGAACGAUGAGGCUUCUUAUUCAAUGAAAGACUUGGCAGCAUCCUGCUUCGUUUCAUACUAUUGGAGUUCAGGGUGAUGAGAAAGCAGAAAUUGGUCAGCAUUUUGCUAAAAACUGUAGUCAAGGCUGAGGUAAGCAAGGGAUUUCCAGCAUGACAUUUGACAUCUUCGGUUACUUCUAUGUGCUGAGGAAAAUGGAGAAGACCUAGUCUAGUCCCUUCAUCUUCCAGUGCUGACCUGUUUAUGGGAUCUUUUAACACUAGUCUAGAGCUAAAUUCUCAGUCCUACUGAGUAAAUUGAUAAGCUCCAAACAUGAUCUCCACCUUUCACUCUGGUGGAGCUAAAGAUUCCAGCUUGUAUGUAACAACUUGAAAACCUGCAUUGGAAAGUUUUGCCAUUUGCCAGAAGAUUUCCUGUAUAGCACUUUCUCUGUUGUGUGAUGUAAGCGGGAUACCUCAGAAGGGUGAAUAUUAGUGGGUUCUGCGUGUCUGUGUACAAAGAAUUGUGAGGAAGAGGAGUACUCAGGACAAUUCAGGAAGAACUACUUGAGUUAAUUAUUAAAUAUUCUGUUCCUUUUUUUACAUUUUUAUAACUGACUUUCAACAGUUUUCUGCAGCUGUUUAUAUUUUAAAAAAUUGUCAAUAUUUGCAUUUUUGCAAACUAAAUCACUUUGCAUACCCUGAAAGAGACUCAAAAAGAGAAGAAAAGGUGCCUGUAGGUGGAGCAGUAGGGAAGAGGGGAGGAAACCUGGGAAGGAGGAAGCCAGGAAAAUGCUGCCACGGAAUUGCUGUUCUCCUGCCUUCCCGCAGCAAACCCAAGUUUUUGCUCUUGUAGAGAGCUCUGUGAGCCAGUGCUGCUCAUAGCUGUGGCAUAGAGCUUGGCAUCAUCAGAGAUGAGGAGAAAAUAUGGGAUAGGGAACUAUAUUUGUUUUGAAGCUCUCUCCAUCAGUUGCUGGUGAAAAUAAGCCUGGUGAUCAUGUUCAUGUCAACUGAAAGUGAUUUAAAAGCUGUUACCUUGGGAAAAUGAACUUGUGUUUGUUUUGGGGGGAUGCUCAUGAGUGAGGGAGGCCGGUUUUUGUUUUCAUUCCCAUACUGUGUCAGUGGGUUGAUGAGGAUGAAAUCUGCCUUGGUGAAGGAGGACAUUAAGGACAGGAACUUGCAAGUGAAUGACGUAUUGCCACUGUCUUUGGAGACACUUGCUGUUACUUUUCUAAGAGGACAUGUAUGACCCUUCCACCUGCUCUGAAGGGGGUGGUUUGGUUUGAUUUGGGGACCCUCCCCUGCCUCUGUCCCUCUUGUGACAGAGUUGGCAUGAGAUGCUGGGGGUUUCUGUACACCCUGAGGCCAUACUCAUCAAAUGAUGCUUACCCACUGAGAUUGUCACACUGGGUGGGUUUUAAGCUCAGGUUUAAAUCCAGCCUGCCCAACAAGAUGGAAAAUCCCAGCCUUUAGCUGUGGUGCAGGAAUGUUUUUGCUCUCACUGUUGUCUCUAUCAGCCUUUCACUGGUCUUGAGUGAAAAGUUUAUGCUGUAUCCUUUGCCCAGUGAACAACUUAUCAUGCAAUUGAGGCUCUUAUUUGUGAAAUUUAAUUUCAAUUAGUGUUUUUUCUUAGCACUGUGUAGAUCUUAAAGUGAUGAAGAUCAGUUCUGCUGCAAUUUGUACAUUGCUCAUCCCAAGUCCUGGGGUAUUGCUGUUGGUGUUCCAAGCAGCAGAAUAUCAAUCAACCGCUGUGCUGCAGAAGAAAUCUGAUUGAACAAUAAGAAGCAGAAUGUGCCUCGUUCAGUUAUGGCCUCAGUCACCAGCAGCUGUCAAAUCAGAACGUGAUCUCCUUGGGAGACUCAUUGUUUAUCGUGUGGCUGGUACGGGGAAGUAUUGUGGGGAAUUCAAUACCUUAGUCUAACUGCUUAAACAAAAUGAUCAGUAUUUUGGCAGUGCAAAGGCAUCUGUUUGACUUAGGAUGGCAGAGCAGGAAGACCAGCUGUGAUAGCUCGGGUCUCCAGGCAGGAUGGUGUAAGGCUGCUCUCACACAAAAAGGACCUCUUUAUUCUAAGACAGUUCUGGCAAAGCUAUUGUGAAUAGGAAACAGGCUUUUACUUGUAUUUUGGAAAUCAAAUGUUCUUUUCAAACAGUGUCUCAGCUUCAAGUUGGUUGAUGCAUUCCCAUUAGAAAUGCAUUGGUUCUUAUACUGUGAAAGGAGGUUUUUUCCUCUCUCUUUGGAGUUUUUCUGCUCCCAGCGUAUGCAGACAAAAAUGCUUUAUCUUCAGAGGUUGUUAAGCAGUGUAAUGGUGUAGAGCCAUGGCACCAUGGAGAGGAAAAACAGAUCUAUGCAGGGGAGAGCUUUGUGUUCUGGCUUCCUAGAAGGGGCAGGCAUUCAGAUUUUCUUUUCAAGAGGCACCAUUUCAGCUGUACAUACCUUAAGCCAUUUAUAUUAACUAUGGCAUGGUCAAGUUUGAUCCUAAAAUGUGUGCAACUCCUCAUAUUGUUUGGGUUUCUUUUUUUUAAUUGUGAAAGUUUCUAGAUUCUUUUGCUUUGUGAAGUGAUUAGGAAAACUUGUAUUGCUCUAAAGACACUGCUUUGUAUGUAAACAUUUAAUUGCACCCUGCCACUUUCUGUAUAUGGAAGCAUCUUUUUCUAUCCUUUUUCUUUGCCCCAGGUUUUUAACUGUUUGUGUUCCCAUUUGUUUGACUUCAGUUACUCUUGCAAAGCUUUCUUCUUGUAGAACAUACUCAGGUACUACACCAGCUUUUCCUGACCAGAAAAUUUCUUGGCCCUUAGCAGCUAAAAUUUGAUUUAGAGCAGGAACAAUUCACAUUCUGUGAAGUAGCUAAUAAAUCAGACGUGCUGUUUCACGCUUAUCUGCUGCUCGGUACAAUGAACCAGAGUUUUCUUCUGGGGUUCUUCUUACAAACCCUUGCAGCUUCCCCACAGAGCAGCACCUUGCCAAGAAGAAAUAGCUUUGAAUUAUAAAAUGUCACUCUUCUGAGCUGGCCUGUUAGCAAAAUACAGACCCAGCGGAGCUCAUGGCUGAUGGAGUUGGUGAAGAAUGCCAGUUACAAGGCUGCAGACUGUUGUUCUGCCCAUGCUGCUUGUAAUGAUGCUAGUUAAAGGCUCUGCAGACACAACCAGCCAUUCAUAUAUCCAGUAGCAUGUGGCUGCUGGGGUGUGAAUUUCUUUACCAGUGCCUGAUCUUUAUCCCCUGUCUUCCUCCAGUGAUUUCACUGGUACCAAAUGGGCUUUGCAGGAUCUGGCUCUAGGGGGAACAAAUCCACCUCGUCUUUGACACAGGCAGUGUCUACUCCAGGAACACCAUGACUACCAGAGAGAAUCCCCUCCGUUGGCCAAGCACUGCCUUUUCUCUUCCUGGGAGGGCAAGUGAGGGUGGAACUUGCAUGUCUUUAGCUGUCAUGAGUGGUGCAGAGUACUGACAGUCUGCUACCAAGGAAGCGUUUUAAUUUGAAAUGGCAAAUGUGCUCAUCUAGGAAUUAAUCUAUGGUAAUUAUAAAUACCUACUUAUAUAUGGAAGAGUGUGUUCUGUUUUGUUUUUCCUUAAAGUUCUAAGUAGAGAUAAUAUGAGGUGAAAGACAUCCCUUGUAUAGUAAGAUUUUUGUUUAAUAUUAUUGCGUGGUUAAAAUCCUUCCGUAUAAAUUUGCACACUUUUUUCCUCUUCCCUUGCAUGUUCAACUCUGAUUUUUACAGCUGUUCUGUGCAAGCAGUAAUGUAUUUUUUGUAAAACUUUUUUUUGACACUGAAUUGCAAUAAAUGUUCAAACAAUGUGAUCCA